This is a messenger RNA of Glossina fuscipes, 1017 nucleotides long. RefSeq lists its product as uncharacterized. Gene Ontology annotation, molecular function: structural constituent of ribosome. Gene Ontology annotation, biological process: ribosome biogenesis; translation. Gene Ontology annotation, cellular component: mitochondrial large ribosomal subunit; ribosome. The record is from RefSeq and is a predicted model, not a curated record. The coding region runs from base 345 to 767 and encodes 140 amino acids. The transcript has 2 exons. NCBI's taxonomy places the organism in Eukaryota, Metazoa, Arthropoda, Insecta, Diptera, Glossinidae.
UCUCUGUCUCUCUUAUUAAUCUGCAUUGUAAUUCUACGUAGUCAGUAUAAAUUUCAUGAGUGCGGGUGCCGCCAUAUUACUACAAGGUUUUAAAAAAGUACAUCUUUUCGAAUAUUUUCUACGUAGGCUGCUUUAUCGAGAACGGCAAAAGAACAUUUUUUACCUUUUCAGCGGUUGGUGUAGAAAUAAAACCAAAACAAAUUCUUUGCGAAGUUUUAUUUAAUAUAAUGUUAUUCAAAACAUUUUGUUCCAUUACGGGAAAAUACAACGCAGAAUAAGACAGCUGGUAUCAAAGCCUAUUUAUAAUUAAUAACACCGUAAUCCAGCAUAUUAAAGGAAAUAAAAUGUCUUUAGCACCGAGAAUUUGCACGAACUUAAUAAAAGGCACCGUCAAGCGGUUGAUCGAAAAUGUACCCAUAGCUAAUAGGAAAUUUCAUGGCAUGGCUAGUCUUUUGCAGCCCAGAUCGACAUCAUAUUUUUCAUCUAUACCCACCACUGCACAGUCCACCAACCUGCAAAUACCAGUUUUGGGGAAUAUGCAACGUCUUUUAAUGCCUGUUACAACAUUAUUAAAUCAUCUAGCUGGGUUUAAGGUGAAGGGUCGCGUAAAACGGCGAUGCAAGGAUUGUUAUUUCGUAAUGCGGCAACAGAGAUUAUACAACAUAUGCCCAACUCAUCCACGUCAUAAACAAAUGUCUAUGAAGAAGCGUGACUACAAAACGUGGAUUCUAACACAUGCUACACAGUCGAAGAUAAGACCUUAUUAAGACAGGAAUGAUAGCCUUUUUUAUUGUGAUGUGUCAGAUAUAAAGAAUAAAAGCCUAUAAAAGGCUUUUCUUAGGACCGAAAGGUUUAAUUCUUUUAAAUGGAAACUUGGCGAUAUGUAGUAAUUUUGGAAAUACAAAAUUUCACCUAAAAAUUGCUUCCUCUUUUUUCUUUGAGUUAAUGCAGGAGCAGCAGUCGUGUGAAAUUUAAAAGCGAUGAUUGGAAAUAAAAUUUAAAUACCUAUGGCUCUCA